AUGUCGAAGGAGACAGAGUACUACGACGCUCUCGGUGUCUGCCCCACAGCCUCCGACGAUGAGAUCCGCAAGGCCUACUACGUCAAGGCGAGACAGGUGCAUCCUGACAAGAACCCCAAUGAUCCGCAAGCGGCUGAGAAGUUUCAGGCUCUUGGAGAGGCCUACCAGGUCCUGAGUGACCCUUUGCAGAGGAAGGCCUACGAUGGGUAUGGCAAGACAAGCAUAUCCAAGGACAACAUUCUGGAUGGUGCUGUGCUGUUCACCCUUCUGUUCGGGAGUGAGCUGUUCGAGAACUACGUUGGACAUCUUGCAAUGGCAACAAUGGCUUCCUCAGAGAUGGCCAGUGGCGACAAUGACAAUCCCGAGAAGCUCCAGGAUAGACUGAAGGGUGUGCAAAGGGAACGAGAAGAGAAGCUAGCUAGAUUCCUCAAGGAGUUCCUCUCGCAAUAUGUUCGGGGUGACACCGAAGGAUUCGCUCAACGUGCCGAAUCUGAGGCAAAGAGGCUCUCCAGCACUUCAUCUGCACUAGACAUUCUUCGCACCAUCGGGUACGUUUACUCUCGACAGGCUGCCAAGGAGCUAGGCAAGAAGGCUAUGUACCUUGGAGUUCCAUUCCUGACAGAGUGGGUGAGGAACAAGGGCCACCUCUGGAAGUCACAGAUCACAGCAGCGAAAGGAGCCCUGCAGUUGCUGCAGUUGCAAGAGGAGGCAUGCCGGCAGAGUGCUAAGGAUGGCGGCGCUGCUACCGAGAAGGACGUCGACUUGCAGAUGAGGAUGAACAAGGACCUGAUGAUGAGUUCAAUUUGGAAGCUGAACGUUGUGGAUAUUGAAGUGACCCUCUUACAUGUCUGCGAAAUGGUGCUGAAUGAAAAUAAUGUCAAGAAAGAGGAUCUCAAGACCCGUGCAAUUGCCUUAAAAAUCCUAGGAAAAGUAUUUCAGAGGGAAAAGGAGGCAUUACCAGGGCCAUCAAAGCCAACCAUUCUCGAUGAUGACAGCAGCUCAGAUGAAAGUUCAGACGAGGACGUAUCAAGAACAGUGACAUAUCGCACUCCUGCAAUUACUCAGGGAAUUGGCAGGCUAUUUAGAUGUUUAUGCAACCCAGCAUAUGAUGUUGACGAUGACUUCGAGCCCCGUAAAUGAGUGAUUGAGAAGCAUAGAUACUGCAAAUCCAUUUCAAAGCUCCCUGAGUUAAUGCGAGAUAUAUGCUUCAGAUCAGCUUUGAACGUGCACCAUGAUCCUUCAAUUAUCUGCAGGGGCAUACAUGUAUAUGCUGCUUCAGCACCGGUGAUCAGAUCGACAAUCCAAACUUUAGAUUACCUCCUUUAACAUCCCACGAACAGUAGUUUCUUAUUUUUAUUUUUUGAACUAGAUCAUAUCGUUUGUGCCGUGCUUUCUGUAAUUGUCCAGUUUUGGCGUUUCUAAAGAAAAUUACAAAGAAGUCCA
Lolium rigidum is the source of this 1443-nucleotide messenger RNA. Its product is annotated as chaperone protein dnaJ 10-like. The record is from RefSeq and is a predicted model, not a curated record. NCBI's taxonomy places the organism in Eukaryota, Viridiplantae, Streptophyta, Magnoliopsida, Poales, Poaceae. The coding region runs from base 1 to 1140 and encodes 379 amino acids. The transcript is spliced from 10 exons.